UUAAUAUUAGAGCGCAGGUGAAAUCUAUCGAUCAUGUGGUCCAUAGCGUUGCAGGCCGCGCAUGCGCACCGCGCUUCCAUGAGCUCGCGCAUAUAUCCAUAGUGACGAUAACGGCGGCGGGCUCGGCGUCUCCCAUGACAACGGCAGCCGGACAAUGAACGAGCGCUCGGACGGCGGAACGGACGCGAGCGAACGGGUCGUUUCGAAGCGGGACGUUUCCCAAACGCGUUGACCGCUGAAUCUCCGGCGGCGCGUCAUGUAGCGGAGGCCGCGCUGCGCGGGAAGGGCGACGGAGCAGACGCCCGCGGGAGCGCCCCUUAGACGCGUCGGGAAUAUUCACGCGUCUCUAAAGCUGGAUUGUGGAUCUGACGCGUGGUCUGAGGUAAAUUCCGCGGGCGUCGCCGGGUUUUGGCCGCUGACAGGAUGGAUGUAGGUGCGCUUGCGGCGGGGGACGGUGUCCCGAGAAGAGCGGAUUCGGUUGAAGGUGGACUUGAAGUGGCGCCGCUGGAAAUGUACGACUCGGCCCGAGCCAAGAUAGAAGCUAACCUCCGCUGGUUGUUCUCCAAAGCGUACGGGGAAGAGCACAUCCCGGCGGACCUGCGGGACCCGUUCUACACGGAUCAGUACUGCGUGGAGCACAUCAAGCCUCCGGUGCUGUGUCUGCUGCUGUCCUCAGAGCUGUACUGCAGGGUGUGCGGGCUGCUGCUGAAGGGCGACCAGGCGUCUGCGCUCGGCUCCCAUCAGGCCGUCAUCCAGACGCUGGCGCGCCGCGGGAUCUGUGUCAGAGAAGCAGACGACACGCCCGUCUCCCACGACGACCUCUCCUCCACACCCAUCAAAAUGAGUUCUCACAUCCCGCUGAUAGACGCUCUGAUGAUGGCCUACACGCUGGAGAUGAUGGCUAUAGAGAGAGUUGUGGCGAGUGUCAAGCGCUUCUCCACCUUCUGCGCCUCUAAAGAGCUUCCCUUCGACACGGAGGACGCCAUGCUCUUCUGGAUCAACAAGGUGAUUCUGAAGACGAGAGAGCUCUCUGAGAAGGAACUCAAGAUGAAACAGCCGCUGAUGGACUCACCGUGCCAUCAAAAGCCUGAUCUCAUGAACGCUUUGGCCCAUUGCAUGCUGGAGCCGGUGGAGUUCUCUCGUGUGGUACGGUACCGUAGAGAACACCUGUCCGGCCGGCCGUUCCCACACCUGGCUGUGAUGGAGGACCUGAUGAAGGAUGUUUGUGACGGAGCAGCUCUGCUAGCGGUCAUUCACUUCUACUGCCCUGAAUACAUGAGGCUAGACGAUAUUUGUCUGAAGGAGGUGCCGUCUCUGUCGGACAGCGUUUAUAACAUCCAUCUGCUCCGGGAGUUUUCUAACGAAUACCUGAACCGCUGUUUUUACCUGCACACUGAAGAUCUGCUCUACGGCCCGCCGGUGCUGAAGCAUAACGUCAUGGUUUUCAUUGCUGAGCUCUUCUGGUGGUUUGAAGUAGUGAAGCCGGACUUCGUAAAGCCAAGAGACCUCCAAGAGAUCAAAGACGUGAGAGCGUCUCUUCAGCCAAAGAGUUCCCGCCCCCAUGUGCCCAUAUCCAAUGCCACCAAGAGAAGCUUCUUAACCCCGUCUCCUUCAGCCGACUCGCUGGCGACAGCCGCCACUCCCGAGGGCUGUGUGCGCUAUUACCUGCACCCUGAGGAGUCCUCGUCUGUAACAAACAGAAGCCCCUCCCACAGCCCCUCCCACCCGCUCCUCCCACUGCGGCAGAGACAGCAGAAGCCCACUCAGGGGGAGGAGCAUUCAGAGCUCAGGAACAGGUCCAACUCUCUGUCCCGUAUGGAUGGACUCAUGCUUGGAUCACAGUUUGCCUGGACAGAACGGAAACAAAGGCCCAUCUCUCAGAUGGAGAUGGACUGGGAACGUGUAUGUGGCGAUAAUAUCAGCUUGGCUCGAUCCAUAAGCAAGGACAGUUUAGCUUCCAACGUCAUCUCCAUCACUCCACGACACCGCAUCAACGGCCAGCCCCUCCCCCAGACACGUCACUAUGACAACCAGGAGGAAGAGGAGGAGCUACUGGCCGUGAUUAACCCAGAGGGCGCGUCUGCAUCCAGAGACUCAAAAGCCGAGGGUUUCUUCUUGGAACCGUUGCAGCCUGCGGUUCUACGCCCGAAUAAGGAGAAAACGGGGGUUAGUAAGUGGGAGGAGAGUGGAGAGGGGAGGAGUCAGGGGCGGCGAGGGGCGUAUACUCCUACAGAAUGCACUCUUAACCGGACGUUUACGCCGAUCGGUAGCACCGAGCGAGCAAGCUCUCGAGCGCAAUCUCCCGGAAGCUUCUUCCUUCACGAAGACGUGGAGUGCGUGAGGGACAGUCCUCUCGGAGGCUGGGAGGACAUCGUCUCCGAUUCAGAGUUUGAGGAGGAUGAGGAAAUAGAGGUCCAGGAGCAAGAGCUCUCCAAAGCUGUUCUGAUGCACGCUGGGAGGAAAUGCACGGGAGAGGAAGAGGAGUCUGCGAAACUGCGCGAGGACGUUUGCUUGCGUGAACGGGACGAUAAGGAAGGCGCCAGUGGACGGGCGAGUCCCUGCCCCAGCAUGCUGUCGCAGGCCAGCAGCACAUCGACCGGCACUGGCCGCAUGACGAGCUUCGCAGAGCGCCGCAGACACAGAGUCGGGUUCCCCGAUGGCUGCUACAGCACCGGGAGCUCGCAGACGACCACUCCUGACGGGUCAGAAAGCGUGCAGUUCCCUGUAGACGCGAGUCCAGGAACGCCAAGCGGCCGACCCGGGCUCGCUUCCGAACUCGUGCACCUUCGCAUGCAGCUGGAGGAGAAACGGCGCGCUAUUGAGAUGCAGAAAAAGAAGAUGGAGAACCUUUCGGCUCGGCAGCGGCUGCAGCUGGGAAAAGCGGCGUUUCUGCAUGUCGUCAAAAAGGGGAGGAGCGACACGCUGCCACACCCACUCAAAACCGGAGUCGCGUUUAAAGAAAAGCCACUCGCGAAGGACGACUCGUGUGUUGAGGUUCUGAAAGCCCAAGGAAAAGACUCAGAGUGUAAAGAAACUCCGGUAGAGGAGGAUAAGGACAAUCGUUUGAGUGCAACUGGAGGGGGCGGGGCUUCGGAUGAUGUGGGCGGAGAACCAGAUCUUAGCGAAUGUAGCCGUUCCAUUGAGCUCCUCAACGAAGCGAUCGGAGCAAUACAGCAGCAAAUGAUGCAGCUGUCUGUCCAGCAGGAUUUGCUCAUGAAACAGACCGUCCAGUCCCCGCCGGAGACCAAACCGAGCACUGUGCCGCCCUUAAACGAACUCCCGCCUGAGCAACCUGAGGUGAAGUCGCGCCUCUCCGUGCAAUUCACGGAAACCCUUUCCACGGCGACCAAACGUCCUCCCAGGCUCAGCUCGAGUCGUACACCUCGGACCAAACCCAGCGACCUCAAACUGAGCAAAGAUACAAACGGUCGUCCAGCGACAAAAGCCAGCACUCCGACACCGGGAGGCAGGACCCCCCGGGCUGAGAGUGAGGAAGAGGGCGGGGCUAAAGAUGGGGGGCGUGGAUUAAAAGGAAUUAUUCGCAAUACUACUUUCAGACUGCAGGAUGCCGCAAACCGACGCGCCGACAGCCUCGAGUCGCCCCAGAGCGAGCUCCCUCCGGUGGAGCCGUCGCCCGUGGAUCUGACCCGGGAGCGGAGCGAGUCCAGCGGCUCUGGAAAGGAGAACGUUCCCAUUCCGUCCGAGGAGAACAGAACGAAAGCACAGCUGAUCGAAGUGGACCUAUCUGACCUGGCUGAACCGGCUGAAACUAGCACAGAAACUGACGGGGAACAGAAAUCUGGACUGGGCUUCUUCUUCAAGGAUGAUCAGAAAGCAGAGGACGAGCUGGCUAAGAAGAGGGCAGCGUUCCUCCUCAAACAGCAGCGGAAGGCCGAAGAAGCCCGGGUACGCAAGCAGCAGCUGGAGGCGGAGUCAGAGCUCAAGCGAGACGAAGCCAGACGGAAAGCCGAGGAAGAGCGUGUUCGUAAAGAGGAAGAAAAGGCUCGUAGGGAGCUGAUCAAACAGGAGUACCUGCGCAGGAAGCAGCAAGAACUUCUGGAGGAGCAGGGCGUGGCCAAACCACGCCCACGGAACAGAAGGCCCCGCCCUAAAUCGCUGCAUCGUGCUGAAUCUUCCUGUUCUGCUCCGGUCAGUCUCUGUUCUGCUCCCUCCGGAUCCUCUCUGUCGCUGGCCUCUGCUGCUACUGAAGGUGACAGUGUGGCGUCAGGAGGAGCCAGCUCUCACAGGGAGGAAUCUGUGGAAUCGUUUCCUGUACUGAGCCGAAACGCGAGCAGGAACAUGGAGCGAGACUGGGACAACGGCUCCACCGCCUCCUCCAUCACAUCUGUAGCAGAAUACAACGGCCCCAGAUUAUUUAAGGAGCCAAGUGCAAAGUCCAACAAAGCGAUCAUCCAGAAUGCCAUCGCUCACUGCUGCCUCGCGGGAAAAGUCAAUGAAGCCCAGAAGAACGCUGUUCUGGAGGAAAUUGAGCGUUGUGAAUCCAACCACCUGAUAAUCCUUUUCCGUGACGGUGGAUGUCAGUUCCGGGCGCUGUACGUAUAUUCCCCCGAAACGGAGGAGAUCGUGAAGCUCAAAGGCACCGGGCCGCGCGCCAUCAGCCGCAAAAUGAUCGACAGACUCUACAAGUACAGCUCCGACCGCAAACAGUUCACCGUCAUCCCCGCCAAGUCGGUCUCGGUCAGCGUAGACGCCCUCACCAUCCACAGCUACCUGUGGCAGGCCAAGCGGCCGAGCACGUCCAAGAGGAAAUGAUCUCUGAUUGGCUGCGCUCCGGUCUCUUAAACUGCCGUUUUGCUGAUGAGCAGGCCUCCUGAUAUUCUACUGGUCCACUGGACUCCCGCUUUCCUAUUGGCUCACCAGCCGCCGCGCUCCUAUUGGCCGCUGGAGGUCGGAAGUGGGUGGAGCUUGAUGUUUGAUUGACAGAGUUAACGAAUGUGUUUUAGGUUUACUUCAUCAUUCGGUGUUUGUUCGUUGUUUUUUUUUAGGCAGGAAUCUGCAUGUGACACUUUUCUGUUUGAUUUUACCAUAGUAUUAAUUUCCAGAAAAAUCACACUCCCACUACUUGAACUGAAUUAUGGUUGCUAUGGUUACUCGGACACGUGUGAAUGUGUGUACGAGCGCGUCCGCUUCUUCGCUUUUCUCAUAUCUCUCCAUAUGCUGUUGUUCAUAUGUGACACUCACUUUAGCAGUC
Messenger RNA from Puntigrus tetrazona (Sumatra barb), 5212 nucleotides. RefSeq names its product calmodulin regulated spectrin-associated protein 1a (gene camsap1a). The transcript is spliced from 19 exons. Gene Ontology annotation, cellular component: microtubule minus-end. Lineage: Eukaryota; Metazoa; Chordata; Actinopteri; Cypriniformes; Cyprinidae. Bases 424 to 4773 code for a protein of 1449 amino acids. The record is from RefSeq and is a predicted model, not a curated record. Gene Ontology annotation, molecular function: spectrin binding; microtubule minus-end binding; calmodulin binding. Gene Ontology annotation, biological process: negative regulation of microtubule depolymerization; neuron projection development; cytoplasmic microtubule organization.